CCCAUCCAGAGCUUCCCUCUCCAGCCAUCGCUCAUAUAUCAAUACUCUCAGCAUGGCUCCCGACAAGAAGGAAGAAGCAUCCUCCCCGGAUGCUGCCAUCCCCGACCCGCCGCCCAUCCACCCGUCCUUCAUCCAGGUAGCCAAGCCGUACAUCUUUGAGCAGACCAUUCAGCAAUGUAUUGCCGCGAUGGGUGUCAAUCCACUGCGCGAAGAAUCCCUUCGCUUGCAAGGCGUGACCUGGAUCGAUAAUGUCCGCCGUGUGCUCUACCUCCCGAUCCGCACCUUUAACACGGCUGUGGUGUACUACCACAAGUUCCGACUCGUUCAUCCUGACAACGAGUAUAAUUAUAUGGACGCCGCUGCAGCUGCGCUCUUUACUGCCUGCAAGAUCGAGGACACGUUGAAGCGGUCCCGGGAGAUUGUUUGCGCUGCGUAUAAUCUCAAGCUGCCGGCACAGGAGCACAUGGCUCCUGAUAAUCCGGUCUUUGAAGCACACGCCAGAGGCAUCAUCGGCCUGGAGAGACUAAUGCUGGAGGCAUCCGGCUUCGACUUCCGGACCCGCCAUCCGCAAAAGACGCUCAUCAAGCUCGCCCGGAAGUACGGGCUGACUCCGCAAUCGGAGGUCUCGAACCUGGCGUAUCGCAUCUCGCAGGACCUCUAUCGUACGUACGCGCCUAUCAAGCAAACGACGUCCACCAUGGCCUUCACCUGUUUGGAACUGGCGGGGCGGUUACUUGACCAGCGAAUCGAGGCCGUGGAGCAAGGCGUUGACUAUGCAAACUGGAAGACGAGUCGUGAGGAAGUAAUGGAAACUCUCUUCGACCUCCUAGAGCUCUACACCCACAACCGCGGACACACCACCGUCGGUCCCCAUUUUCCAGCGGAUCGCUUCCUCACCGUCCGCAUUCCACUAAACACCGAAGCCGAGUCCCAGAAACUACCCCGGUACACGAACUGGGUUCCUGAACCUCGCGAAAGCAAGGCCACGAACGGCGACAAAGCCACGAAGGAUGCCACCACCAAACUGCACCCUCUCACUCCUGUUGCCGCCAAUGGAGACCGGCCCAGAGCUACAGAAAAGGGCCGCGAUGGCGCCGUGCGCUUUAUGCUGGAUCCGGAGUGCGCUGAUGCCGAGAAAUCCCACGUAGCGACGUACUUCAAAGUGGAGAUGGAAGAGUACGAGGUUGAGGAGUGAAUUGCUUUGAUUCUCUCUCACACAGUCUCCUGAUUGCCAUAUAUCAGAUGGACACUAGGCUGCGUUCCAGCUGCAAGUAACGUGCAUUGCUCUGCACGUGUUACUACAUAAUGCAUCCUGCAUAGAGGCCCGUCUCGUCUGGUCUCGUCUGAGCACGCGGGCGAAUCACCGAGCAUGGCAAUACGCCUCGGGCCUCACCUCACUCAGACGAGGACAUUCGCGCCCCGCUCAACUGUUGAUCGACUGAUGGAUGACCCACAGGCAUCUUCAAGCGACAAGGCCGGAAUGUGACUCCUCUUGAGCGAGCCCCCUGGUAAGUGUUCGUGUGCCGUGUGCCGACAUAUUGAGAAGGACAGACAUUCAGAAAGGUCAUUCGGACUCUUUAAUGAGGCUCCGUGUCAGCGUACACCGACAAGCGGCCCAGGAGGGUGGAAGCAUUCCAGGGGACUAUGACCGCACCUAUAUAAACCUGCUUUAGUACAUACUUACCAAGACAAAGACAGAAAGUUAGCGAUAUAUUGAAUGCAAUGUAUACUACCA
This is a messenger RNA of Aspergillus welwitschiae, 1735 nucleotides long. Its product is annotated as putative cyclin. Gene Ontology annotation, cellular component: cyclin/CDK positive transcription elongation factor complex; nucleus. Bases 53 to 1195 code for a protein of 380 amino acids. The record is from RefSeq and is a predicted model, not a curated record. Gene Ontology annotation, molecular function: cyclin-dependent protein serine/threonine kinase activator activity. Lineage: Eukaryota; Fungi; Ascomycota; Eurotiomycetes; Eurotiales; Aspergillaceae. The transcript has 5 exons. Gene Ontology annotation, biological process: positive regulation of DNA-templated transcription, elongation; regulation of transcription by RNA polymerase II.